AUGUUGACGAUAGUGGCUGCGACCAUGCUGCUUUGUCGAGUGGCCGUCCUGGAGGCCAGACCUGUGCCUCGACAACCCCUGCAGGAGCUCACAGGCUCCACUGCGCGCGGGCUGCAGCAGGCGAAUGUUGGUGUCAAUGUUCCGGGCGUGACAGUCAACACAGCUGUGCAGCCGGCACCCCUGCCGCCGCCGGGUGCAGCAGCACCCACCCCCAACAACAUCCGUGUGCUCGUCCCCGGGAUUGUGGAUGUGAACUUGGAUCUGCCGCCGCUGCCGCAAGUCUCUGUGAACGCGCAGGGCAACAAAGGAAUGCGCAGGACCCUAAUGCCACUGCCGGCCGCUGAUGGCAGCAAGGAUUUGAACCCCUGA
Messenger RNA from Coccomyxa subellipsoidea C-169, 369 nucleotides. RefSeq lists its product as hypothetical. Bases 1 to 369 code for a protein of 122 amino acids. The record is from RefSeq and is a predicted model, not a curated record. The transcript is spliced from 3 exons. Lineage: Eukaryota; Viridiplantae; Chlorophyta; Trebouxiophyceae; Coccomyxaceae.